This is a messenger RNA of Angiostrongylus costaricensis, 1551 nucleotides long. The record is from the annotation of a GenBank genome assembly. NCBI's taxonomy places the organism in Eukaryota, Metazoa, Nematoda, Chromadorea, Rhabditida, Metastrongylidae.
AUGGGCGAGAGCGCUGAUGCGAAGUCGUCGGGAGUACCAGUAGCAGAGCUGGGAAUCGAACAAAUCAACGCGUUGAGGACACAAGUCGAGCAGGAAUUGAAUUUCUUCCAAGAAUCGGCAAGUCAGUUGAAAGUUUUGAUCCAGAAAACUGAACAAAGUAUUCUGUCAAUGGAUGUGUUGAAAGCCGCAAAACCUGGUCAUACGGCGCUUGUUCCCCUUUCCGAAUCGAUGUACAUACGCGCCGAAGUAGAUGAUCCAUCUCGAAUGUUAAUUGAGAUGGGGACCGGAUAUUUUGCUGAAGUUAGUCGCGAGAAAGCUGGCGAGUUUUUCGAACGCAAGAAGAAGUACAUUACUAAACAGAUUGAAACUAUCGAGAAGAUUAUACUGGAUAAGAAGCGUACACGGAACGUCAUAGCGGAGACACUCCAAUCCAAGAUUCAGGCUCAGCUUGCUCAGAUGCCAGCACCUAACACAAGAUGUCAAUUGUUCCUUAGCCAACGUUUUCAUCGCCUGGACGGUCGCACAUUGAAUGAUUUUCGUCAAGUUAAGCUUGUUGUUGGUUCUGAUUUUGGAACGGCUUUGUGUACUAUGGGAGACACCAAAGUGCUAUGCGUUGUGAGUAUCUCAUUGGCAGAACCAAGGACUGCUCGGCCGAGUAAAGGCCUAGUCACAGUCGACGUAGAUAUGAGUCCAAUGAGUAAUCCAGCAAAUGAACAUAAUCGCUUGGGUGAACGUGGUUUGGAAUUGACCCGAAUGCUCGAAUUGGUGCUUAGAGACUCUCGUUGCAUUGAUGUUGAGUCGCUUUGUGUAAGAUCACAUAAGGAAGUGUGGAAGCUAAAAGUAGAUGUACGUAUUCUGGAUGACGAUGGUUCGUUGUUGGACUGUGCCUCAAUCGCUGCCGUCACUGCUCUCUAUCACUUUCGCCGUCCAAACGUCACUGUUCGUCCUAAUCACACCUUAAUUCAUUCUGAGUACGAACAAGCGUUCGUUCCACUCAACAUCUACCAUAUGCCAAUUUGCGUUUCUUUUGGAUUUACAAAAUGCGGGACUCACGUCGUCAUCGAUCCGACUGAUAAGGAAUCCCAGUGUCUUUAUGGAUGUUUAGUGAUUGCUUGCAACAAGCGUCGUGAGGUUUGCGCUCUUCAUCAGUCAACGACUUUGAUUUUAACUACGGCUACGAUAGAAGCAUGUGUGAAGCGUGCUAUGCAACGUGCAGUUGAUCUGUCCGAGUUAAUUUCUACAGUAAUUCUUGACGAUGUGAAGAAGCGUGCCAGUUAUCAGAAACCAGCUGGCUUUGAACUCACAGUUAAUACGCAAUUGCUUACCACCAAAGAAGCGCAGCAGAAUCCUUUGGUUGCUAAUACUAUAUACGAGUUGGAUGAGGCCACUGACGAUAAACUGGAAGACCAGCGUGAACUAGUUGAAGUUGCUGAUCUUUUGAAUGAUCUAGACGACCUAGACGGUGAAACCAUGGAGCUCAAUUUAGUGCAUGAAACGAAAACUGAAGAAAUUGAUUUGACGAAAGCGAGGAAGAAAAUGGUUCAAAAAUGA